Molecule: messenger RNA, 4168 nt
Organism: Xiphophorus hellerii (green swordtail)
Lineage: Eukaryota; Metazoa; Chordata; Actinopteri; Cyprinodontiformes; Poeciliidae
Gene: ttc34
Product: tetratricopeptide repeat domain 34
Exons: 9
Coding region: 1034-3691 (885 amino acids)
Molecular function (GO): protein binding
Source: RefSeq, a predicted model, not a curated record
CAACACAAAAUAUAUGUUUUCUAUAUUUUCUGCAGUAAGGAAACUGAUGAUCUUUUAGUUUAUGUUUUGCUUUCUCUGCAACUCUUCCUAUUUUUACACCAGCUUUAGCUCUGAGAUAAGCGUACCACAGAGAGGUUCCAGUCCACUCGCAAACCCCACGGCCUAUCAUAGUCUGAGAGCGGGCGUCUGUGGUUUCCAAUGGCAACCACGAGCCGAGCUCCUGAAAACGACUGCCGCGGAGAACUGACCCGUUCCGAGAAGAGAGAGGAGUCAAAGCGAGGAAAUGCUUCACCGAUAUGCGAAGCUUAUCGCGUGGGAUUUCGCAGGACUUUACUGUAUGAACAGCUGAAGAGAGGAGAGAAGAGAAAGGGACUGACAUCUGAGCAUGACUGCUUUGGUUUGUCCUCGAGUCAAUGUUUCGGAGCUGUGUGCAGAUGGAGACAGGUUCCUUCAAAGUGGAAACACGGGGAAGGCCACGACAGCUGUACAUGUCUGCCUUCAGGACUCAUGCCACCUCUGCUGUAUCCCACAUGAGGAAACUGGAAAGGCCCAGUCUGGUUAAGGUCAUCUCUACUCUAGAAGGCUGGCUGAACGGUCAUGGGGACAAUCAGUCAGCCGAGGGUAUCAAUAAGGGUCUUGCGGCUGUUUUCCUGUCAACGCUGUGCCCCAACAAUUUGUCUGCCACCAUUUUUAAAAUGGAAUCCCUUCCUCCAGAGUGGUGGGCUUGGCUGUGAGGAGAUUUUUGCACGCUGCACAGCUCUGCUCGAAGGCAAACGUAAUCUUCAUCAGGAAGGUUCGACUCAGGUGCUGCUGGAGAUAACGCGAGCGCUGGCCUGCCUCUUUUCACAGCCUCACAGUUUGAAGGGACUACGGCUUUACCUAGCAGCUUAUCGGUAUAACAAAUUAGAAACAGCCUCUCUGGUCCGUAGCAGACAAGCUGCACACCUACCCAAAAUAGUAAAAGCCUUCAAAGAUCAAGUAAUGCCUAUAGGUCCCCUAUGUUGCAUUAGAUAACAAGAGGUCAGCGACCCCAAUGGAGAAGAAUGCAAUAAAUGUAAAGGAUGCUUCUAUAGCGGUUGAGUUUUUAAUGGCCGUUUCCCCUGAUGACAGAGAAAUACAGGAACUUCAAGCAGCAGAUUUGUUCUUGACGGGCAGGUUCGUGGAAAGUGCAGAGAUCUACACUUCUCUUUUACAUCAGAAAUUGUCACCACAGCCUGCAGACGAAUUACCUGAGGGUGGUCCAGAGAGGAAAGCCAGACUCUUAACCUGUCGAGCAGCUGCUUGUCUCUCAGUAGGUGGCAAAACGGCAGAGGAGUGCACAGAUCUGGGAGAGGCGUUUGAGAUCCACCCUGCCACUGCCAGAACCUACUUCAAAAAGCUCUUCACCGAUUACGGGACAGGGAUGGCAGCUCGCAACCAUCUGCGUCAGCAGGCUGAGAGGGGUUUGUCUGGCUUCAGAGAGAGGGUCCUUAUCCGCGCCGACCUAAGAUCUACAGAGGGAGUAGAGCUUCUGGACCCUGUGAUCACUUCCCUACGCACUCUGUGCCAUUUGGAGCCUGAUGGAGGAGGCAGAGAGCUGCGGGUGAGGCUGGCUGACUGUCUGCUCCUCAGAGGGGAGCACAAAGAGGCUCUCUCGAUCUGCAGCCAACUAGCUGCUGCCCAGGGACAACAGAGCUAUCAAAACACAGUCCAAGUUCUUUGUGGAUACGCCCGGCUUCUUUCUGGGGACCACAAGGGGGCCUUAGAAGAUUUUCAAGCUGUGUUAGAGCACAACACGCCGCACCCGUCCAGCUGCGUGCGGGCACUUUGUGGCAGGGGGCUGCUGCGCAUGAUGGCUGGGUCAAAUUACCUCACAGCUCUGGACUACAUGACAGCCAGCAGGCUGCAUCCCCGGGAAACGGCUCUGACAGUCCGCUGCUUGGUGCCGUGGAACUUUAGGGGUCUGCUGUUUACAGUCCUGCUCGAGCAGGGCGGAGUCAUGCUGGAGGGGUGCGUAAAGGACAAGUCCGAGUCCGGUUCAAGUGAAGAUCCACAGCAUCCAAAACAUAAGGGGCAACUUCAGGUGCCAUCAAAGAGAGAAAACCACAGCAGCAGGGAAGAAAAAGAGAACCCUAGACAAGAUCAUGAAUGUAAAUAUAGCAGGUCAAACCUUCUCGUAAAACAGUGUUUUAUAAUCAUGUUUUUAGUGCGAUGUCUUCAUAGUUAUGCUGCAUCAUUGGUUGCCUUGCACUCUAGAACUCCUACUGGUGUCCAUUCUCUGGCCGGGUUGCUCAUGGACCUUCAGCCCCAUGCUGACGGGCCUCACAUCCUCACAGCAGAUGUAUUGUACCAGCUUGGGCGAGUGGAGGAGGCCUACAGGUUACUGCUGUCUGUGGGUUCCCCCAAUCCUCGGGCUCCUCUCCUGGCUCGCCUCGCACUCCUGCAGCUCCACAGGGGCUUUCACUAUGACGCCAAUCAGCUGCUCAAAAAGCUCCUUGCAUGCGGGGAGACCAGCUGCCUGCGCAGCCUGCUGGCUGUGGCACAACCGAAGGACCGAGCGCUGCUGCAGGGACACUGCCACACAGCGGCUAAACGCGUCCUGGACGCCUCGACAGAGGAGAGCUCUGUCAGGGAAGCUGUGGCGUACCUCUCUAUUGCUAUCAUGGCCUCUGGUGGGGAGGCAGAAGAUUCGCUGUUGGAAAGAGCGAGGUGUUACGUGUUACUGGGCCAGAGAAAGACGGCCAUCUUCGACUUCAGUGCCAUUUUGAAGGAGCAUCAGAAACACGUUCCGGCUCUCUGUGGAAGGGGCUUCACGUACCUCAUGCUCAACCAGCAAAAGGAAUGUGUUCACGACAUCCUCACUGCUCUUCAGAUAAAAGCCGACACGGUCGUCAAAGAGAUCCUGUCACUCAAAGACAAAGCCCGGAAGCUGAUCUGUGACUGGCUGCAUCAGUUCUGUCGCACCAGUUUGUCAAACACCGUGAUCACCCAGUCGGUCCCCUGCCACGAUGAGCAGCUGAGGGAGGCUUUCAUAAUUGGUGGCGCUUUGAUGAGGACAGACAGCAGAGACCCCAGAUGGCAUCUUCUCUAUGUGGACACACUUUUAGCCAAAGGUGGGACAGUGAUGUUAAGGCAGCUUCCAGCCACCUCUGCCAGGUUUUUGGCCAAGGAACCGAGGGAUGCAGCAGCCCAGGCCAGGCUGGGAGUGGUGGAGACCUGGCAGCAGAAGGACAGGAGUAGCGCAGCCUACAGGCUCAGCAAAGUCACUGAGAAAGAUUCAUCUACUCUGGACUUCUUGCUGGCUCUGAUCCCAUUUAAUCAGCGAAAAUGCAUGGCACAGCUGACCUGGACGGCGUUAUCCAGAAACACGCCUAGCUGCUCAGACGACCCCAGAAUCUGCGUGGAGGAUCUGUGUCGGCGAGGCCACAGUUUGGUGCUUUGCUCCAGAGAGGGAGCAGCUCUGGAAGACUUCACCCAAGCUUUGGGCCUCCACAGGGAGCAGGCCCUUCAGUGUGUAGAGGCAGGUCUGGGAAGGCAGCGAUUGGCUGAGUGCUUCAUGCGAGCGGCUCUGCAGCAGUACGGGGAGCAGCAGCUCGAUAAGGCCUGGACUCUGAUUGAAGGCGGCCUGGUUGUGGACAGUGAAAACGCAGAGCUACGCAGGCUGAGAGCAAGGGUCAAACGAGAGGUGGCCAGCCCGUGCAAUGUCAACUAGUUCUGAUAGAAAAGAUUCAGGUGGACACAGAAGCCUUUAUGGUAUUUACCUGCUGGAGGAAGGAUAAAACUGAUAAAGCAUCAUCUAAGUCCUUAUAGGACAAGUCAUGGCAAUUCAAAGCACCCUGUGUCUUCCAAGUUCAGCCUAAUUUUAGAAUCAGUGUCUUCAUGACGGAAUAAUGUUUAAUAUGAUGCAAAUGUAUUAUUUUUUAGAUACCAAACAGCACAGUCAGAUAAUGUUGUUAUUGUACAUACAUGUACCAUAGAGCACUAGCAAAGACAUUGUUGUAACAAACAAUAGAUGCUUAUUUUACUGAAGGCAAGACUGCAAACCUGAAUAUUUAUUUCAAACUGUCUUAACACUUAACACAGGAGAUUUAAGAAAGUGCCAAAUGUGCAGGUUUCAUGUUUUUAAAAUGCUGGAGGCGUUUCUUUAAUCAUAUUCACGGCAGAAAACACUCAUUAAAAAGCCAAAAAA